UGUAAAAUUCCAAACUGUUGUUAUGUUUUAACAUUUUAUAACAAGAACAAUUCUGAAAUAACCCAGCAAUGUAUUAUGAUACAUUAUAUUUAUUUGUACUUUUGGAAACGGGCACAGCAAAGAAAGAAAUAUUAUAUAGCAUAUAAUGGACAGGAGAGAGGAAUUAUAAGGCUGUGAUUUCACAUGGAGUCAUUUGUGAAAAGGGCAAACCUCAUACAGUUUAUGUGUGUCAUCUGAAUCCCUGCAUUAUAUUGCAGUCCCUGAAAAAUCACUUGUCUGUUUUCUGUUAUUUACAAUGUUUUCAUUCUUCUUUAUCUCUAUUUUUUUUUCCUCUAUCUUACUUUUUGCAGAAAUGGUCCUCAGCAUCAGAAUGGUAGGAUGAGCUUGAGAAUUUUCUUUAUCUCUUGGUGUGCUGCAGUUCUCAUCUGGAUCCCAAGCCUUGCCCUUCUUGUUAAUAAAAGAUCAUGGAAAAGGAUUGACCUCUUGCCACUGUUUCCGAGGCACCAUAUUUUAGUCUCCUUAUAACAGACUACUGAAGGUGGUCUGAAAAUAUUGCCAGUUUACAGAGUACAGGGUACAAAUAUUGCCAGCUUACAAAGAUGCUUUGGGAAAAAUACUUCCCGAUUUAUCGAAGUGCUAUAUAUAUAUACAACUCCCCAACAAUUUUGAGAAUUAUCAUGUUGCAGGGGAAUUCAAAUAUUCAUUACACUAGAAAUGUGUCCUUUAGACUUGAGGAUUUUAGCAGCGACCCAAUUGAUUAAAAUAUUUGAGUACCAUUAGAGCACAAAUUGUCAAUUAUUUGGUAAUAUUACCCCAUAAAUUGUAAGUCUUGAUAAUGAAGGCCUUUUUUUUUAAAAAGGAACUGAAAUGUAUGCGUUAUGAGGGAGAUAGUUUAUUACAAAGUGAUAAUUGAAAUCAUGUUUUUCUUUGAACAUUUAAAAAUAUAGCAGAACACGAGUUAAUGCACUGGUUGAUUGUGUUACAAGUGAAUCCUCUAAGAACAAAGAGCGGUGUUAUAAAAAAAUCAUCUCUAGGCACACUCCGAUACAAAGUGAAUUGUUCCUAUUCACUAUGCAGGGCUCAUAUCAAUAAGCCAAAGGUAUUCAUAUUCAAGCCUCCAAAUAAUAAGUUAUUUUAACAAUGCAACAAAAAACAUAUUAUUUUUUUACCUUUGGCUUGUUCAAUUUAAAUUACCAGGUAAAGAAAGAAGGAGGAUUUUUUUUUAAUUUGAAAAAAAAUUACAGAUUUAUUAAGGAGAUAGUGGAAUCCAGUACAUCCCAGGAAAGGGAAAUGGAUAAGCAUUUUGGGAAUUAAAACAAGUCCUUGAAGUCUGAAAGAGAGAGAUAAGAGGACUAACAACGGCACCUUUUGUACGGUGACAUUUUAGGAGUCAAAAAGCGGUGGCGAUUUGCAUUGGUUACCAUAACCCGGGAUCAGGUGCAUUACAUUCAGUUGGGGCUUCUCUCCACGAGUCGCUACAACUUCUUGAAACAAUUCAGUCACCCUGUAUUUUGGUGACCUGAAGACACCCAGGAAAGUGCAUCCGGUUUUGAUUUUAAUGAAUCCAAUUGAGCAAAUUAUUGGGAGCAUCGGCAAUCCAGGCACUGGAUGUCAGUGGUUUUAAAAUAUAUGUUGGAUAUUAGCUAGUUAUUUCAGAAAAGUAAAAAUCCCGACUGAUUUGUGAAUCUAGUAUUCACUUGUUUUGAAACCGGUGCUGAUUGCUUUAACGCGCCGAGGGCAGGGGAAACUCUCGUGCCAAUGCGUUUAACAACUAAGUUUCUUGAGUUCUGUUGACCAAACUCACCUCCCUGCAUCUCCCAGAACCAAAUGAAUCCUUGCGUGAGUGCAGUUGCAGGAUAAUUAUUUGAUCUUCGUGCGUUGUGUGGUGCGGAAUAAUGGAAUGAAUGCUAAGUAGGACAGUGGCCGUUCACUGGAACCAUUCUAAUUUCGCCGUGUGGCAGGUAACCCCUUAAGCACCGCGGUGGGAGUUUUCGCCCGAAAUUAGAUACAACUCUUAUUCGUAUGUUGAUUCUGAAAAUGUGGAGGACAAAGCCCCAUUUCUGUGCCUUAUCUGGUCUGAGUUUGGAUCAGAAGUUGGCGGAAAAUCGUUUCCGAGGACGUUCGAAUGAAUGUACAUGAACUGUAAAAGAAAUCCUCGAUCUCCAAGAUGAAGUUGUUACAUUGCCUUACGAUUACAAACCUACUGUGCCGUGAAAAGGAACACAUUUUAUUUCAACACUCAUCCCGCACGGGUCUGAUACGAUGGUUUUUACCCACGUUUACCCACGUAGUUAAACUUUAAAAAAAAAUGUUUAGUUUUAUUCUUUCGCUGAAGUAUACAUAUUAUGACGAAGGAGUUAAAUCGUACAGGUUCUUGGACGGUGCUGGAAAUACAUUCCCAAAUCAAAAUAUUAAAAUACUAACAAGAUUGAAAGCUUUGGGAAUGAUUCAUUCCAAGAAUCAUGAAUCUUCUCCAAUAACAGAACACAUUUGGAAACAAUUUAAAAUGUGUCAGGUGCGAUUUUAAGCAUCAACUAUACAUAAUUUUGGAUAGCAGGUGCAAAGAUCCAACUAGUUCAUUUGAAACCGACUGAUUUAUUAAAGGACCCCCCCACCCCCACCCCCCCAAAAAAAUAACACCAACUUUAAAGGUUUCAGUCUUGAGUUGGAUCGGUUGUGUCAAUAUGAGAUGUCGACUAUUUUCCUCUCUACAUGAGGCGAAAUUGAAUCCAUAAGUAAUCAUAUUUAUUAAUGUCCUUAAUGACAAUAAUAAAAGUAAUUUCGUGUCUGUUUAAGGUGGGGGAGAUUCAGUGAUGGUUCUGCUUGUAUUUAAAUGUAAAGUGGGAUCUACCCCACCAGUUUUGAGAGAUCGUUUAAAAAAAAUCCUUUCUCUUAAUGCAUCACCUGUUAAGGUAGAUGUUCGGCGCUCUCUAAGAUUCAAACGUCUACUCCUUUUGCUCAGAGCCUGUUACUAUCUUUGCUUGUCGGAGUUUGUGGAGAAUACACAUGUGUUGGGUUUGAUAACCUCCCAUUAGUCCUGUUAAACCGCUGGCUCCUGGCAUAAUCAAAGGUAUUAGGGGCAGUCACCUUCACUUUGACAUAGGGACAGAGGGAGACUGCCUUUUUGAUAUUGAAAACGACCCCAAAUUCUUGCUCCAAAGUCGCCUCCAUUUAUAUUUACCUUCCCCAUUUUUGAUACAUUGUUUCAUCGCCUAAAAUAAAAGGAUAUUUCAUAUGGGGUUUUUUUUUUAAAUCGAGAUUUUCUUGCAGAAUUCGACGGGAAGCAGUCGUUCUGAUUUUGUUUAAUAUUGGGCGAGAGGAAAUUAUCCUGAAAUUGACAUGGGCAAAUCGGUGGUGGGUGAGGUGGACAUGAUCACUUUGAACUGUGCUCCUCAUAAUAUGUACAACUUGUUUUGUUUUUUUUGCCGUCACCGCAACCGCCCUGCAAGUCAUGCUAAGUGUUACCUGCGUGUGUAGUCUGCAACAGCACUGACUAAGAUCACCUACUCCACCGCCAGUAAGCGUAUCCUGCUGUUUGAGUUACAUCCUCCUAUCGGGUUACAGCAGGCACAAACACUACAGAUGUUCUGACAAGAGAAUCUUCCACUUCAGGUUGCGACUCAACAAAAGCGCAACCGGUUUGCAAAAGCCACGAUCGCGGCAAUGCGAGGUUAAUGCUGAGAACACCUUUCAUUAAAAAAAAUAUAUAUGAAUGUACGUGUCGAGCCUGAAUGUAGAAUCCUGGACGCCAUAUUCUUAUAGAAAUAAAAAAUGUACAAUUUAUAUCAAAUGAUCAUUAUAAAUUCCUCCCACGAAUGAAGCCUUCAAAUGAUUUCCUUUAAGUGGACGUAUGUAAUGUCUUAAUAUACAAUAUUCACGAUCCUAAGCACACUGAAUUUACGACUGAAUUAAAUGUGGAGAACCUGUUCAAUAAGUUUAUCUAAAACCACUAUGAGCUAAACACAUAACGGAGAGGGGACUCCUGGAUAAAUGCAAAGGCGAUUUUGGUGUUUAAAAAAAAAUAAAAUCGUAUAUUAGAUUAUUUUAACAUGGCCUUUCCUUUAAAAAUCAAUUCGCGCGUGUUCUACAUUUUUAAACUAGUAUCCUCUCCUUAUUAAUUGUUCGUGAUAACGAGUGCGAGAUGUUAAACCUCUCUCGCAGGUUAUUAAAAAAUAGCUCAAUUGAUCUGACCAGCAGGUAUCUGAAUAUUUUCUUUUGAGAAUAGGCAAAUAUUACAGACAGCCCAAGUCGCACUUGUGAGUUUGAACGGCAGGUAGUUGUUUACAUCACAAGGGCCCUGAUUGUGGAAUAUCUAAAGUAGCAUUUUAGCAGUGCAAGAUUGUCUAUAGCCAAACUAUUUGCUGAAUGUCGAACGCUGGUGCGGUAAAUUCGCGAUAAAGAACGCGGUAAAUUCUAUUGUAUUCUGGAAGGAUUUAGAUGAAAACAACAAUUCAUCUGGAUGUGUGCGCAUCCUUUAGUUCUUAAAGAUGGCCUGAAUUGUAUAAAUGUCCACAUGUAUCAUUCAUUAGCCGUAACUAACUUCACUAUUAAAAAUGUUAAAUCCCGGGUGCUCCAAACAUUCUAUUUUCAGUUCUCUCACCUACGGUGGGACAAUCUUGAAUCCGGCUUAUGAAACAUGUGUCAAGUGACCCUGUGUCGUUAAGGGCACGGUUCGAUGUUUGAACAUCAAAUUCUACUUUCCAACAUAGUGCACAUUAUCUAAAUUGGACUGAGAGUGGAACGGUAAAAUAGCGGGACAGGUCUCCACCCCAUGCUCUCAACACUCACUCGCUAACACUUUUGAAGAGAAGUACCGGGAACUGGUGCUUUGAUGUGGUUGUGACUCUCAAUAUAUUGCACACACAUAAAAAAAAAAGAAACAUGGGGAGGGAGAAGUGUAGCAGAGUCUGAAGGGAUUGGAAGUAUAGUGUCAUCCAAACAUUGGGCAAUUUUACUCUGAGAUAUACCGCAGUGAUCAAAGGUAAGAUGUGACAUGAUCGUAGCGCCACAAAGGUGAUGAAAUCGGGGAAAAUCCCCAGGUUUUCUUUAUAAAAACGGGCAUUCUAUCUGGAAAAAAAUACGUAGGAGUAUGACUAAUUCCCCUCGCGAUUUGAUAUCUUUACAAUGUAACAUCUAAAUCCUGAAAGGCGCGUCGCCCGCGUGGGAUAAGUACAAAAGAGUUUUUUUAAAAAGGGCAAAUUAUUGCUUACUGGGACUAACUUAUAUGUUGCAAUCAAACCUCUGCAAUCUUGGGAGUUAUUGGGAGGUUUUUUUCCUGCCUGGAGUUCUGUGACACUGUGUCAUUCUCUCUCUCUCUCUCUCUCUCUCUCUCUCUCUCUCUUUCUCAAUGCACUGCCCCCUGUUAGUCCGUCCGUCAGUCAGUGUAUCUGUGUCAGUCUCCAGCCCACACGUAACCGCGCUUGGAAUUGACGCACAGGCACUCAAAAGGCAGACAGACAGACUGACAGAUAGAUAGAUGGACGGGUCUUGACGGACGGAUGAGUACACAGAUGCCAGGGCGGAACCUGGAGUUGUUCUACACGUAUCACCUCCACACGCACUUCUAACAUUCAAGUGCAAGUGGGUCGGACAUUAUUUUUUCUAAUCUCUCCCCCACCCCCUUUUUAUUUCUUAAAAAAAAACAAAUUCAAGAGGAUUUGUGACUCAGAGCCUGCGAUCGCUAUGUUGUAGAAAUACGCCAGCCAAAUCGUCCGUUCGACCGUUCCAAGCGGAAGUUUUACUUUUAAAUUGCUGCCGCGACCGAGCUAAAAAUUGUGGAGAGGAAUGAUGCACUCACCGAUUGCGGAGCAGUAAUUCUGCGUGUGUGGGGCUCGGCGAGCGGACAGACGGGCAGGUUGGACGCGAGCCGCUUCUCUCAAGUUCGGACUGAACGUUUUCCAUCGCCCGUUUUUUUUGUUUUUUGCUCAUGGUGCCUUCGACAGACGAAGGGUCCGAUUCCGGGAGACCGUGUGUGGGAGAGCCGGCGACUCGACAACGGUGAGCAGCGAUCGCUGGAAGCCAGCCCAGCCCCUGCCUUAGUAGCGUGGAGUCGAGCGAAGCAGCCAGCGUUAAACACCUCCCACCCCUCCCUACCAAGCCCAAAAAACUGGCUGCAGAGCGACCGAGAGGGAGUAAGAACAAGGAAGAAAGUUCAGCAAAGUGCCCCAACAGUUAAUGCACGCACUCUGAGGUUUCUGCUUAUUAUUGCUUGGAUUCGACCAGCUGCUUUCUUUAUCAAAGGAGAAGAGGAACUUGUUUUUAAGAAAAAUAUUCUUUAUAGGGGUUUUACGGCACGGACUCGGCACAAAGAGAGGUGGGAGGUUGUGAAAAUACAAUUGUGUGCAGUAAUAUUACUGAAUAAGAUCAGUGGAAGGAAGAACGCGGCAGAGAAAGGGAGAGAGAGAGGCCCUCCUCUUCCCGUACGAGGCAUUCACUUCCUUAAAGGUGUAACGAAUCAAUCUGGAGCCGAGUUUCAACCAACCAAAAGUAGAAGAUUAAAAAAAACAUGCGAAAUCCAUGUUCUCUGCACAACUGUAACCCAAAUUAGCGGACAUUUUAUAUUAGAAAAACAGUAUUAAUUUGAAAGGAGGGGGAGACCUCUCUUCAAUUGGAGACUCAAUUGACAGUGACUUGGAAAGUUCACGUUGCAACAUCCCGCCUCUCCAACCACUCCAGAGACCGCCAACAGAAAGAAAUACCCGCAAGGCCAGCUGAACUGAAAUCUGACGUAGCUUUUCUUUUCGGCACAUAAGUUUGGAAUAUAGAGAUCCUGGAAAUCUGGAAGCGUCCCGGGGAAAUUGAGAUUUAAAGAAAGGUUGGGGGAGAAAAAAAAUCAAAAGCAAAUCUUACUGCCUGUCCUGUACGGCUGAAUCCUCGUCCAAGAAUUGCAAACAUUCUAUCGCCAGGGGAGGAAACAUUGCGAAGGGUUCAGUCAGUAGCGUAUCUCGCAGACAGAACGCCUCUUACAUUUGGAUCUCAAACAGACAACAAAUGCUGUUGCGCUGCGUUCAUAUUUCCUGAGAUAUUUGAGGACAGUGGUGUCCGUGGAGGAAGAGGAGAUUAUCCCUGGGUAUUGCUCGAUGGCUCUGUGGAUCCGUUGAGACUGUCUUGCACGGUGGAUUUUCCCGGAGCCUAACAGAGUUUUCACUCCGCCGCCUCCGCCCCCUUCACACACACAAAAAAAAUAAUAAUACUGAUGGUGCAGAAAUAGUUCACAGCUCCCUCACUAAACUAACUGUGUGUGAUGUCUUGGCUGCAUUGAUUGAAGUGCUGAAAGUGGGCAGAGAGGGAGAGACAAGAACCUGUGGUGCAGAGUAACUGGAGUGUGUGCCUGACUUAUGCGCAUGAAGCAGUGGCUGGAAUCCUUCUCACUCUCACUGUUAUCUCCUGUCACCGAGGAGCCCUGCGGAGCGGCCGAGGCGUUUUUCGAUAUCAAGACUACCCACACUACAAACCUUCAUCAGAGCGAGUGGGCUCCGCGUUAGAAACCCCCCCGCCUCCUCCUCUCUUUCAAGAUCUACAACUUUUCCUCUCCCCCUUCCCUCCCUGUCCACCACUCCUCUCUUAAUACAACCUCCCCAACAUACACACCCCCCCCUCCCCCUACCCCCCUCCAUCCCACCAACAACAACAAAAAACGCUACUUUUUCGCCUUCUGCCUUUUACUGGUCUGCAUGAAAACACCGAAAAUUAAAGUCAAAACUCCGGCAAGUCCCAACCGGCAUCAGAAGAAACCAAAGCCAUGCCGAGAAGAAAGCAACAAGCACCGCGACGCUCGGCAGCGUAUGUUCCUGAAGAAGAGCUGAAGGCAGCCGAACUUGACGAAGACCUUCCGGAGAAGGAACUGCCUCCGGAGGACGACCUGGACCACGAGUUCCAAUGCCCCGAAGAGGACGAGGAGAUCAAAGAGGAAGCCAGCUACCCGACCUCGCCGGCCAGCACGCCGGUACACCCGGACCCAGGUUACAGGUCCCCCGCCAGCGACACCAGCGACCCGCUGGCUGAUCUGCGGAGCAUCUCCUCCAAGGAAGGGCAGGAGAGGGAUGAAGGGGUGCCAGGUGAGGAUGUCCUGCAGGCUUCACGGGACAGCUUGGCCCAGAUGAAGGCGGCCUAUUCCAACCUCCUGAGCAGCUCCUACUGGACCAGCCUGGGCCUGAACCUGAAGAGCCCCAAUCAGGCCAGCGGCAGUGGCAGCAGCAACGGCAGCAGCCACAACGGCAAUGGCGGGGGUUUAGGCUACGACUGGCACCAGGCGGCCUUGGCUAAGACGCUCCAGCAGACGUCGUACGGGAUCAUCCCCGAGCCCAGCCUCUUCAGCACGGUGCAGCUUUACCGGCAGCAGAACAAGCUGUUCGGCUCCGUCUUCACCGGGGCCAGUAAGUUCCGCUGCAAGGACUGCAGCUCGGCCUACGACACCCUGGUCGACCUCACCGUGCACAUGAACGAGACCGGCCACUACCGCGACGACAACCGGGACCGGGACUCCGACAACCCCCGCAAGUGGUCCAAGCCCAGGAAGCGUUCCCUCAUGGAGAUGGAGGGCAAGGAGGAUGCCCAGAAGGUCCUGAAGUGCAUGUACUGUGGACACUCCUUUGAGUCAUUGCAGGACCUCAGCGUCCAUAUGAUCAAGACCAAGCACUACCAGAAAGUGCCUCUGAAGGAGCCCGUGCCAGCCCUGGCGUCCAAGCUCCUGCCCCCCAACAAGAGACGGGCCCAGCAGGAACCUCAGCCCUGCUCCCCGGAAUCUGCUUCCAACCCCUCGGGCCUACCCGCUGGAGAGUCGUCCUCGGGCCAGAGAGCGGCCAACCCUUACGUGACUCCCAACAAUCGCUACGGCUACCAGAAUGGAGCCAGCUACACCUGGCAGUUUGAAGCCCGGAAGGCGCAGAUCCUCAAGUGCAUGGAGUGCGGGAGCUCGCACGACACGUUGCAGCAGCUGACGGCCCACAUGAUGGUGACCGGCCACUUCUUGAAGGUCACCAACUCAGCCUCCAAGAAAGGCAAGCAGCUGGUGUUCGACACGGUGGUCGAGGAGAAAAUCCAGUCCAUUCCCUUGCCUCCAUCCGCACCGGCACGGCUCGUGGUCCCCACUGCCCAAGCCAAGCUCGAAACCUCCCCGCCGCCGAUGGCCGACGAGAGGAAGGAGCAGGAGGAAGAGCCGGCGGAAGAGGAUGAGAAAGAGAGGGAGAUAAAGGAGGAGCGGGAGGAUCCUGAGGAAAAGUCGGAGUCGACUUCCCAAUACCAGUAUCUGCGGGAGGAAGAUCUGGAUGAGAGUCCCAAGGGCGGAAUUGAUAUCCUGAAAUCUCUGGAGAACACGGUCGCCACCGCCAUCAACAAGGCUCAGAAUGGUGCCCCCACAUGGGGAGGCUAUCCUAGCAUCCAUGCUGCCUAUCAGCUCUCUGGAGCAAUAAGGCCUUUCCAUCCAGCAGUGCAGAAUGUACAGUCGACUCCAUUCUACACUAGCAACUUAAAGCCCCCGUCUUCCGAACAUCUUGCCAUGGUGGAGCCCUCAGAGUGCCAAUCGCCCCCGCCUCUGAAGAGCAACGUCCACGCCAUGGAGGAACUAGUAGAGAAGGUCACGGGGAAGAUGGCCGUCAAGGCUGAAGAAAAGGCGGCGGAGAAAGAGCGGAUGGUCACGCCCAGGAUCAAGGUGACCGGUGGCUCCUCGUCGCCCAGCGUGCGGGACCCUCCCAGAGCCGACGACAAUGACACAUCAACGCAAAUGUCGAGAGACGGCGACGGCCACGAGGUGAAAGUGAAGAAGGAGACCAAUUUGGACGGACCGUUCCCAAAUGGUAACGAGUGUUUGAGGUCAACAGUCAGCAAUGGGUGUAACAGUAUGGCAAUCAUCACUGACCAGUCACCCGAGUCCCCGUUUGUCAAUCCACUCAGUGCACUGCAGUCAAUCAUGAACACACACUUGGGCAAGGCAGCUAAGCCCCUGAGCCCCAGCCUUGACCCCUUGGCCAUGCUGUACAAAAUCAGCAACAGUGUGCUGGAUAAGCCCAUCUUCCCUGCCACACAGGCCAAGCAAGCAGAUAUCGUAGACCGAUACUACUACGAGAACAACGAUCAGCCCAUAGACUUAACCAAAUCAAAGAGCAACAAGAAGCUGAUUUCCGCCAUGACGGAAACAAUUCUCUCGUCUUCGCGGGAAAAUGCGCUAUUGGACAUCUCCGACAUGGUGAAGAACCUCACAGGGCGGCUGACACCCAAGUCGUCAACUCCUUCGACGGUGUCGGAGAAAUCGGAAGCCGACGUCAGCAGCUUCGAGGACACCUUGGAUGAUAUAUCUCCGGUACAGAAGAGAAAGGGCAGGCAGUCUAACUGGAAUCCCCAACACCUCCUGAUGCUGCAAGCCCAGUUCGCGGCUAGUUUACGGGAAUCUUCUGAAGGCAAAUUCAUCAUGUCGGACUUAAACCUCCACGAGCGGGUGCACAUUUCAAAGUUUACCGGCCUUUCCAUGACCACGAUAAGCCAUUGGCUAGCCAAUGUCAAGUACCAGUUGAGAAGGACAGGUGGAACAAAAUUCCUGAAGAACUUAGACACAGGUCACCCGGUUUUCUUCUGUAAUGAUUGUGCCUCCCAGUUUAGGACUCCUGCCAGCUACAUAGCUCACCUGGAGAUUCAUUUAGGAUUUUCUAUGAAGGACCUCUCCAAGUUAUCAGUAGAGCAGCUUCGCGAGCAGCAGGCAGUUGCUAAGGUGAUACCAAAUAGACCCCUGAACUCAGUUGGGAUGUCAGAGGAGGAUGUAAACUCGACAUUCCAGUGUAAAAUGUGCAACAGGACAUUUGUAAGCAAACAUGCAGUCAAAUUGCACCUUAGCAAAACACAUGGCAAGUCUCCAGAGGACCAUCUGUUGUAUGUAACUGAGUUUGAGAAACAAUAGUACCCAGAGAGAAGACGAGGAACAAGCUUUCUUGAGAUCUUGCCCACUUUGUGGCCUGUCCUCCUGAUGUCCUCUGCCUGCCCCUUGGUCGUGCAUCACUCUUUCUGUCACAUUGAACUCCAGAUGCUCCUACCCCAGAGAAAUGUUCCGACUCCGGCAAUUCUUCUUCAUUCUCACUAACAAUUUGGUAAUGAAAUAUUGAUUUUUAGUUAGAUUCAUAUUGAUGCUAUUAGGUUUGCAUCGAUAAAUCAUGUUGCCCUCCUCUGUGAACAGAUAGAGAGCACUGCACUGAACCCUGGAGAUUACAUUCAAGUACACUGAUGUGUUAAUUUGAUGGAUCUUUCACCAUUAGAGGAGUAAGAGUGUGUGUCGGGAGACAGGGGGUAGGAGGGGGAAAGUGAUAAUAAGAGAGAAAGACCUUAUUUCCCCCUCCUUGCUUUGCUCCGGUUUUAUUUUAACAACAAAACACCUACGCUGACAGGUUCAUUGCUGAAGAGUGAUGGGAAAAUGCAAAUAAAUUAGGAGCUGCAGUAACUGAUCUGCUUGGAGUGAAGUCAACGUGCUCGAGACAGCAAAGGACAUGGUCCUCCUCAACCGAGUGUACUCUGGACUCCUUGCAUGUGAAUGUGUUCUCAGGACUUGUGUGACCUUCCCCCCCAGCCCCCUUCCCAGUGCACCAAGGUACACACAGGAAUGCAACAAGGCUGUUCUCUGCAACGUCAUGUCUGCUUAAACACCGCAGAAAGGUGACUGGUCUUCACUGGAAAACGACCAGCAUGGAUGGUAGAUCAUAACGCUGUACCAGUGUGCAAGGUCAAGCAACCCAGGACUGUAAGAAGUGGGAUCGACGGAUUUGUAAAUGUCAGAAGAGGACUGAUUGUGAUGGGUUAAAGUGUUCAAUCUGCUGGACGUGACGGACUGUUCUUCCUUCCCUCACCAGUCAGUGGACCAAGGAAAUUUACAAACUCAUUGGGAGACUUGUUCCAUUGCGUCCACGUCUACAGUCAGAAGGGACAAUGGAACGUGUGGGAAGGGAGGAAUUGCACAGACACAAAAUGAACCUUUUACCCUUGAGUGCCACCUAUCUGCCCAACCUUGGGCCCACCAGGAGUUGGAGGCAGCAAAUGGUCAGUAGGGGCUAAGUUGUGAGUGGGUGGGGUUCGGGCAAGGUUGUAAUAUAGCCCUCAACAGGCCCACCCUACUAAAGCUCUGACUUUUUCACACGAGCCUGAGCAUUUAUGGCUGUCGAAGCUCUAAACGAGCCAUGUUUGGGAAGAGAAGGGAAUGGGUUCAACAAAAUGGUGGCUGGGGAAGAUGGGAUCUUUGAACUGGACAAAAAAAGAA
Molecule: messenger RNA, 12232 nt
Organism: Leucoraja erinaceus (little skate)
Lineage: Eukaryota; Metazoa; Chordata; Chondrichthyes; Rajiformes; Rajidae
Gene: tshz1
Product: teashirt zinc finger homeobox 1
Exons: 3
Coding region: 7742-10888 (1048 amino acids)
Biological process (GO): regulation of transcription by RNA polymerase II
Cellular component (GO): nucleus
Molecular function (GO): DNA-binding transcription factor activity, RNA polymerase II-specific; DNA binding
Source: RefSeq, a predicted model, not a curated record